Messenger RNA from Colletotrichum truncatum, 1182 nucleotides. RefSeq lists its product as uncharacterized. The record is from RefSeq and is a predicted model, not a curated record. Gene Ontology annotation, molecular function: phosphoric diester hydrolase activity. Gene Ontology annotation, biological process: lipid metabolic process. Lineage: Eukaryota; Fungi; Ascomycota; Sordariomycetes; Glomerellales; Glomerellaceae.
AUGCCUCCAGUAAGCAACGCCAGUUUCGACGCUGUGCGUGAUCGUUUCCGUCAAUUGUGGUCCCGGAAUACCAUUACUGUACCUCGGUAUAGAGAUUCACCUACAGACGAAGAAGACAGGAACGAGAGGGACCUCGAAAUACCUGUCACUCCAGCUGAAAGCUAUACCUCCGAAGAUGGGUUGCUGGGCCCCGCCUACAUAAAUCCGAAGCCUUGGACCCGGAAGCGUUCAUUCUUCAUGUGCGGCGCCGUCUGGCUGGCCAUGCUCAUUAUUUUUGUCCUUUUGAACUUGGUCUUGUUUGUUGCACGCGAAGUCUGGGACAACCCCUCUGAGGACUUCGAAGAAGCAAGCGUUGUCGUGCCUAUUCCUUGUCAUUCACACAAUGACUACUGGAGGAGAAGGCCUGUUUUCUCUGCGCUUCAGGCAGGCUGCAUAGGAAUCGAGGCUGAUGUUUGGCUCUAUGGCACCGAUUUGUUUGUUGGACACGACAAAUGGUCUCUUCGCGAGAGAAACACUUUCGCUAGCCUAUACGUUGACCCUCUUGUUCGGUUACUGGAGGAACGUAACUCCGACUUCGACAACACCACCGAACAGCGCCCCCGUGGCAUCUAUGAGUCAAACCCGGACCAAACUUUGGUUCUUCUUGUGGAUCUCAAGACAAGCGGUGCCGAGACUUGGCCACAAGUGGUACAUCAACUGGAACCUCUGCGCGAAAGAGGCUGGUUAAGUACCGUCAUUGAUGGCAAGGUCAGCUAUGGACCCAUUACCGUUGUAGGAACCGGCAACACCCCGUUUGAAAUGGUCGUGGAGAAUGCCACCUAUAGAGACACCUUCUUCGACGCCCCGCUCACGAAGUUGGGCAGCCACAACUUCAACCCGACGAAUUCUUACUACACCAGCGUGUCUUUCAAAAAGGCCAUUGGUACAGUUUGGUUUGGCGAUCUCUCUGAAGUUCAACUCGGCAAGUUGAAGGCCCAGAUCAAGCAAGCACACUUGCGCGGCUUGAAAGUCCGAUACUGGGAUCUGCCUGCAUGGCCGAUCAGCAUCAGGAACCACAUUUGGGAAAUUUUGGUUCGAGAAGGCGUUGACAUAUUGAACGUGGACGAUCUUAAGGGCGCCAGAAAGGAGUGGAAUGCGAAGGGCUGGCCUACACUUGGUGCUAACACGUCGACACCAACAUGA